CUGUUUUGUUUUGCGUUGCGUCAACUGCGCAGUCGGAUUUGUUCUCUUGCACCUGUUGCCAGUUUUUGCUUUGUUUUAUUUAAUUUAAUUAAAAUGAUGUGGAAUAUAAACUACAUUUUCGUUUUAUGCUUGCUGAGUGCCAUACAAUUCGUUUGCCGUGCUAAGACAAUAAAGAAAGCCGGAGCCACUCUCAGGCAGCCCUUCGAUGAUGACAAUUGGCAGGGCGGUUGGUUUCCCCAUGCGCCAGGUGAAACGCAUAAAGAAAAACUGCAACGUACGCAAUCUUGGACAGGCAGCUGGUUUCCCUAUGCUUCCGGUGAGCCGCAUAUCUUGAAAACGGAGCCAUCGGCUUUUACUACCGAAAAGCCAACUCCAAAGUUUAAAGACAGCUGGCAGGGUAAAUGGUUCCCCCAAGCCCCAGGAGAACCACAUAUCCUAAAAGCAGAAGUUGAAGAGAAGCAGAAUCUCGUUUGCGAUGAUGGUGUAAAUAACUUGCAUGUCGAUUACGACCCGGAUGAUAUACGUCAGAAUUAUAAUUACCUCUGUUUUGCUGCCAAUCGAAGCCUCUAUAAUCCCAACUUGAACACAGAGGCUUUGCUGACGCACCACUUUUUGCCCAGUGCCUUCCUACCGCCCGCCAAGUGCCUGAAUGAGUCCAUUGGGUACACUCACGAGCCAGCCACAUGCGGUUCUUUUCGUCCACUCCCUGCUGUUUAUGGCACCUACAAAUAUUUGCCACCUCAGCGAUAUAUCCGCAAUCUUGCCGAGGGUGCCAUUGUCCUGCUUUAUCAUCCCUGUGCCUUCCAGGGUCAAGUGGCCCAGUUGGAGAACAUUGUACGCGGCUGUCUCUAUCGGCACCUCGUUACUCCCUCGCAGCUGCUGACACCGGAACGACCAUUGGCUCUGCUAGCGUGGAGGCAUAGCUUGAGUAUGUCCGUGGUGGACAAGGAGCUGGUGGGCCAGUUCAUUCGAAAGUAUGCCAAGCAAGGACCAUUGGCUAUUCCAAUUAUUUCACGCGUUGUGGAAAAGCGCGAAAGCUAUAAGGCGGCGUUGCUGACAGAAGCGCGGCUUGUGACUGAUCUCGAUGAUAGUGAAGUGUGUGGAUACUUGGAGCAACAUAUCUAACAUUUGUUAACUGUUUAGAACUUUGGAAUAUAUUGUGCAAUUAAUAUUGUU
This is a messenger RNA of Drosophila navojoa, 1176 nucleotides long. RefSeq lists its product as uncharacterized. Gene Ontology annotation, cellular component: cytoplasm. The record is from RefSeq and is a predicted model, not a curated record. Lineage: Eukaryota; Metazoa; Arthropoda; Insecta; Diptera; Drosophilidae.